UUGUUCCAGGCUUCUGGCUACAGUAGAACAAACAGGACACAGCUUUCCAUCAACUUGUCCGCACCGCAACCUGAAGGGCUCUGCCCGCGAAAGAAUGCCCCUACGCCGUGUCUCGUAUUAUCCCGUUUUCUGUUUCUAUUCCUGCUUUGUCUGCUAACCCCGCCCGUUUUCCCUUUGGCUGCCCCUUGUCGGGGCUGUGCCGGUGCGGAGGCGUAACUAUUUCCGUCUUUUUUCUACUGCCAGCGCCCUUCUUUCGCUUCAACCCUGCGACCCGGUCGUAUUCCUGCAAUGGGAAAACCCCCUGCAGUCAUCAUCAUUGCGAGGUACGGUCCUUCUCGACUGCUUUUCUUGCUGGUGGAGACAGACAAGCUAACUUUCGGUACCUUGUUGCGCGUCCUCAGGCACGGAGCUCGUCUCGACGCCGCGGAUAAAAACUGGCAUCUCACUUCUGCCACCCCCUACGACCCUCCCCUGACGUACGGCGGAUGGAAUCAAGCUCGUGCCCUCGGUGCGCGGAUUAUCAGUCUUCUGCACGCGCGAGAGGAUCGCCUUUCUGCCAACGGCGCGUCGAGCGACGGACGGAACAGCGAGCCAGUCUCUCGCUCGACUACGCCGUCCAACGGUCAUCGUGAAUCCCACGCGGCCAGCAGACCAGGUUCUCGAUCAGCAUCCAGGAAUAGACACACACGCAGGCGUAAACAUCAGAUUAUCAUCCAUACGUCGCCCUAUCUACGAUGCCUGCAGACGGCCAUCGGGGUGAGCGCGGGCAUCAACCAGCAUCGCCUGGUUCGCGCUGAUUCUGAGAGACAUCUAGCGGGAAAACACCAUCGCAUGACGGAUGAUGCGGGCGGUGCUACCCCUGCUAAUAACAUGACCGGUUACGAUGACCAUCGUUGUCUUCUCCGCGUCGACGGGUUUCUGGGGGAGUGGCUGACCCCGGACUACUUUGAGUAUAUCACACCACCUCCCGUGUCAGAAAGAAUGGUGGCAACCGCCAAGGAGACGUUGCUCCGGCAGGGAGAUGAAGCCGUGGAGACGCCUCUGACGGCCGGCCCGCCGCACCCUGGUCACUUCCCCGGCGGCUGGGGUAGCAGCUCCCAUAUCCGUAGCUCGUCGAGGCCCGUCUCGUCCGAUACGGAUGAUGUCGGGAAGCCUCACAAUUUAGCAACGUCUCCCAGCAGCCGACACCGCGCUGCAAGCUUCGCCGGUCACAUGGCCUCAAUACAUCCGGUACACGCACCGCGACAUCCACGGCCGCCCCUGGCAAAGCUCGAUACGAACUUCGAUAGUACUGGAAGCCGUUAUUCGCCUCCGACUCCUGGAUAUGCCGUCUCGCUAUCCGAUCCGAUCCCUCCGGGCAAUGUGUCGCACGCGCGCGAUGCUUGCGUUGAGUUUGAUUGCGAAUGGGACAGUAUGCGAGGGCCCAUGAAUUGGGGCGACGGUGGACAGUAUGGCGAGGAAUGGAGCGCCAUGCAUCGGCGGUUCCGCAAUGGACUGGGUAAGAUGGUGGACUGGUACCGCACGCAUGACCGGCCGCGGAAACACAACGACUACCACCCUCAUUACCAGUAUUACUCUCGGCUAUCCCAUCGUCGCCUGUCUCAUGGUUUUGAGGGCGGUGGCGACGAGGACAGCGGUAUGGACGAUGACUAUACCGAUACCGCAUUGGUGAUCAUCACGCACGGAGCGGGCUGUAACGCGCUGAUCGGGGCGCUGAGCAGCCAGCCGGCGUUGAUCGACAUCCCGACAGCCUCUCUCACCAUGGCCGUGCGUAAGGAUAUCGUCGAGAGCCCAUCCAGCCCGGGGGGCAACAGCCAUCCGCGGUCCUAUUUGGAUAUGCCGAUUGCCCACGAAUAUGACCUGAUCGUAACGGCAUCUUCCGACCAUCUGCGUCCGGGCGUCGAUCCAUCGAAACUUCCAGUCGCACCUGCAUCUCCCAAGCUGCCUCCCCGUCCGCCGUUUCCCUCGUACCGUCGUCGACUCGGAACGAUUGCAUCUCUGUCGCAUGGGCAUUUUGUGAUGGUGGGCCAUAGUGCCAGCGCCGGCGGAAAACCCCCGACUGACCGUUCGCCAUCGCCCCGGACCACCUCGCCUGGCCUUUGGGGGGCGCCGCCGUCUCCCCGGAUCUCGCCUGGUCUCUGGGGCUCGACAUCCAUCGGCACCGGAAGUAGCGGUGCAUCGAGUGAAGACCUUAUCGUCCCGAACUUUGCGGACUUGCAACCGACCAGGUCGAGGGAUAGCGAGGGAGGAAGCAGUACCUCGAGCAACGAACUGUGGAAUCGACAGCUUCCGUGGCGGACACGGGCCCAACGGAGUCUCUGGGGGAAUGCCUCCGUUGACGAGCUGUCAAGACGACGGUGGACCAUGUCGGACCGUCGCUGAUCAUGAUCGAAUCUUUGUCGUACUUCUACGUCUGUGGAGGCUUUAAUUAAUCUGGUUUAUUGCAUUAUUUCAUGGGUCAUAUUUGCGGCGUUUCCGUUUUUCUAGUUAUGACAUGAUACCUUAACUGUUCUACACGCAUUAAUCAGGUUUACAUCUGGCGUUUUGGAUAUUCUAAACCAUCUGAUGCAUAGCGAAUUCCCCCUAUUGUUUCUGUGUUUGUCUUGACCGGGACAUGAAUGUUGCUUCGAGUUUUUUGAUCUCGACCAUAAUGACCAUCUCCGCUCUAUUUCUCGGCCAUAUGUCCGCAGUAGAAAUCAGAUUAAUUAACUGCAGCCAUGAUAUCAUUGCCAUCG
This is a messenger RNA of Monascus purpureus, 2735 nucleotides long. The record is from the annotation of a GenBank genome assembly. Lineage: Eukaryota; Fungi; Ascomycota; Eurotiomycetes; Eurotiales; Aspergillaceae.